This is a messenger RNA of Solanum tuberosum (potato), 681 nucleotides long. RefSeq lists its product as uncharacterized. The coding region runs from base 1 to 681 and encodes 226 amino acids. The transcript has 2 exons. Lineage: Eukaryota; Viridiplantae; Streptophyta; Magnoliopsida; Solanales; Solanaceae. The record is from RefSeq and is a predicted model, not a curated record.
AUGGGAUUGUGGAAUCCUGUAACAAGGUGGUUAACCAUCCUCCCUGACGCCCAUUUCCUGUUACAACCAUUUUUCAAUGAAACGGAUGGGUUUGCCGGGUUUGAAUUAGACCCUUUUACAGGUAACUACAAGGUGAUUUGGGUUCGCCAGUUCUCUGAUGGUAACUGUGAUUCUUCGUUUCAUCGAGCAUAUGCAGCGGUUUAUUCCUCUUCUAAAGGCUCUUGGAGAUUUAUUAAACAUAAAGAUCACAGAAUUCUCACUACCUCUGGUUGUUACUCCUGUAGUUAUCCCAAUUCAACUGGUUACCUUAAUGGAGCUUAUUACUGGAUGAUCACGUGGGCUGCUGACUGCGGCCUUCUUUCAUUUGAUUUUGACAAUGAGGUGUUCCGUGAGAUUUCAGGGCCAGAUGUUCCAUAUAGUGAUCGUCGUCAAUACAACGUCAUAUUGAUUGAUGGCUCUAUUCACUUUUUGAUCAAAGAUGACAUGAGCAUAGACUUUGGUUUGUGGGUUAUGAUCCAACCUGACGUUCUCGGGUGGUCUCCUCUGAUGUACAGGUUGGGGAGAUGGGGCAUUUUAGAUUUCGAUAUCAGAGCCAGAGAAGUAGGUGUAGAAUUUAUUAUUGCAAGGAGAGCUUUAGUAACAAUUGGACGAGUAAAUGAGGAUCUGGACCAACAUAUUUGA